Molecule: messenger RNA, 879 nt
Organism: Solanum dulcamara
Lineage: Eukaryota; Viridiplantae; Streptophyta; Magnoliopsida; Solanales; Solanaceae
Exons: 1
Coding region: 94-615 (173 amino acids)
Source: RefSeq, a predicted model, not a curated record
CCUUCUCUCUCUUCAUCCCUUCAACUUUCUCUCUCUAAAAAACUCUCAUAUUUUUUCAUCCAUUUUCAGUCUCUUAUAAUAAAAAUAAAAAAAAUGGCUGAGUCAAUUCAACCCAUUAAACGUUCAAGAGAAGAAGACGAAUCCCAAGAAAUUGAAGAAAAUAAACGCCAAAAAUCAUCAUAUAAUGAUAUCCUCUCAAUCCUAGAAGAGGAAGAAGAAUACGGGUUUGAAUCCGACCCGGAAAUUAAAAUUUCCGGAUCGAACAUCUUCACCACGCUUCAGCAGGAGCUCGACCUUCUGCCGAGCUGCGACAAUGGAUUUGGAUCGGAUCCGGUAGAAAUUUCUAUCGGGUCGGGUAAUUCCCAAGUCCGUAGCUCGGCUAAUAGUUCUACAGAAUAUGAUAGUAGUAGUGUUAUUAGACACCUUCUAGAAGCUUCUGAUGAUGAGCUUGGAAUACCAAGUGGAGAUGGGAUCAACGGUUCAGAUUUUCCGCUUGUUGAGGAAAAUGAAAUCAACGGUGGAGAUUUUCCUUUUGCUAUAUCAGACGGUUUAUGGGAACUUGAAGAUGAAACUGCUAAUUAUUAUUCUUUAUUACAAUCUGAACUUUUUAUGUAGUAUUUUUUAUUUUGGUGGGUAGGAUUAGUUUGAAAGAAAAGGGAAAUGUUUGGGGUGUAAAGUGAAGAAAAAGAAAGAUGAGGGUGAAAAAAGAAAAAGUUGGAAGAGGUUUUUUUAAGGUUCUCUAAUUUUACCCCACUCAUCUUUUGUAUAUUAUUCCCAAAAGUACCCCUUCUUGGGUUAGAGAAUAUUAGUAGCAGAUGGAGAAGGUAAAAAAAAAGUGAUUCGUUUAUAUGGAAGGUCUCUUUCCAUUUCUGCCCCUGA